Messenger RNA from Vitrella brassicaformis, 1216 nucleotides. Lineage: Eukaryota; Vitrellaceae. The record is from the annotation of a GenBank genome assembly.
UUGGUGCGUUGUUCGUUCUACCCUCCGGGGACGCAAUGCGCCGACACACAUGGGCGGCUUCACAACACACAUACACACCACACGAAUGCAGCAAGGAGGCCGGUCCAUCCAAUGCUGCACGUACACGUGUCUGUCUGUCUGUCAGUCUGCAUGGGGCGACAAACGAUUCGACGGUCUCACUCGCUCGCCAUCCCCUGGAGAAAUCGAUAGACACGCUCAUCGCAUCACAACAAACCACAUCACACGCACAGUCCGUCCCCCCCUCCCUCCCUCCCUCUCUGACUCUCUCACACCCAUCCGACUCGUCUCUCGAUCCGCUGGAAAAGGUCCAGCCGCUCGCCCGUCCGGCUGUCCGUCCACAGUUUCACGGGGUGCGGUGCGAUGCCGCGGGCCGGGUUGCCCACCAAACGCUCGUUGCCCUUGGUCUGCAGGCACACAUAGACACACACAUACGAGAGAGAGAGGGAGACUUGUACUUAUGGAAAAGGCCCGGUGGCUCCCUCUUGCCUGACCUACCUUGAUGAUCAAGGCCGCGUAGGAGAUAUGCUGUCGGAUGUCGGCAGCGAUGUCAAACAUCUUGGCCUUUUCGUACCCGUUGAGGCUGGGGAUGUCAUAGCUGUCCUGCAGGUGCGGCUCAGCGGCUUCGCCCAUGCCUUUGGCCAGCACGACUGCCGGGACGCCGUGGGCCGCCUCGAGGUGCUUGAAGAGAGGCGAGUGGAAGGCGGCGUCCUUGCCCUUGAGCCAGCGGACCGACCGCAGGGCGUCGUUGACUACCUUCUCCAACUCACGGCGCACCUGCCUCCGACGCACCCGCUCCGCCUCGGCCUCGGCCUCCUUCGUGUCCUUCUUGUCCUCACGGGUCCUCGCAGCCUCCUCUUUGCUCCUGGCUGCACGAGUCGCCUGACAACCACCCAGCCAGCCAGCCACAAAGGUAAGCACCAUAUGAGAAUACACACAAGUCUCCUCCUCACUGACUGACGCACCUGUUCGAUUCUUUUGGCCGCUGUCUCCAUGGCCGCCUCUGCCGGCGACAGGCGCUUCCUCUUCCCCCCUGCAGCCGGCUGUUGGCCACCGGCAUCACCCUGCGCUGGCAAGAUGCUGCCCAGGCCGCCCUCCCCAAUCAACACUCGCAGACGAUCUAGUGGAAUGGCCGGAUGCAACGCCGCCAUGGACAAUGGCCUCAGGUGGGCCUCCCCCCCGUCCACACUGACCGCCU